CUGUGGCUGGCAGCGCGAGAGCUCUCGCACACACUAUAAAUACAGGCGAGGCUGCUGCUGGGAGAUUUAAAUGACAAACGAUCCUCAGACGAAUAAAUUGGAUUAAAUAUUUUACGCCUAAACUGGACUGUUUGCUAUCUCAAACGAUGGAACGCAAAACUGUAAUGUUUUCGGCACUUUUUCUUGUCUGGCUUACGCUCGUAAACGGAUCCCCGGCAUCUUUGGAAAUGGGCAAACUUACCAAAGCAACAAAUGUUUCAUGGUCAUCUUACAAUUUCAAAACAAUCCUAACAUGGGGACCUAAGCCUGUCAACUACACAUAUACAGUUGAAUUUUCAAGAGUUGGUAGGGACAAAGUGAGAAACCCUCACUGCAUCAGAAGCUCCGAGACCGAGUGUGACCUGACUAAUGAACUUGAACUAAAGGGGGUUUAUUCUGCUGAUGUCCUCUCCGAGUCUCCACUGGGGUCUUCUGACUAUGUGGAGCCCCCUUACACCAGAUCAAAGACGUUCUGUCCUUAUAAUGACACUAUAAUUGGAAGACCUGAGUUUAAGUUGAAAGUGAAUGAGAACAAUAAGAUUAUGCUGAUCAUACAAGACCCCAUCACAGCUUUGCACAAAGAUGGCAGAUCUCUGAACAUCCGUGACGUUUUUAAGAAAAAUCUCAAGUAUAAGAUUGCGUACAACAAGGCUGGAAGCACAGGAAAAAAAAUGCGAACUGCGGAUGAGAGCAAAGCCGAGUUUAAUACUUUAGAUGAGGAUCAGAGUUACUGCUUCACCGUGGCGGCAUACUUCCCCUCUCGUAAAGGAGACAAGAGGGUCGGAGAGUGGAGCCUCCCUAAGUGCUCACCACAGGAGCACAAGACCCUGAUUGAGGUGUAUGGAUUGGCUGUGAUUGGAGGAGGAGCGCUCCUUAUACUGGCUUUUGUAAUUGCUGUAAUCGUUCUGAUCGUGGUUUGCUGUAAACGAGCACGAAGACAAACAUCGAUGGCCAAGGAGAUAAAGGAAUACAACAUUUCUGAUGUUUGAGCUCCGAACGGGAGGUACAGCUGGACUGUAACCAUUUUCGCGCUGAGCAAAACCUGUGUGUG
Messenger RNA from Carassius carassius (crucian carp), 1090 nucleotides. RefSeq names its product tissue factor-like. NCBI's taxonomy places the organism in Eukaryota, Metazoa, Chordata, Actinopteri, Cypriniformes, Cyprinidae. The coding region runs from base 147 to 1028 and encodes 293 amino acids. Gene Ontology annotation, cellular component: membrane. Gene Ontology annotation, molecular function: protein binding. Gene Ontology annotation, biological process: blood coagulation. The record is from RefSeq and is a predicted model, not a curated record. The transcript has 6 exons.